Molecule: messenger RNA, 1604 nt
Organism: Dermacentor andersoni
Lineage: Eukaryota; Metazoa; Arthropoda; Arachnida; Ixodida; Ixodidae
Product: venom metalloproteinase BumaMPs1-like
Biological process (GO): membrane protein ectodomain proteolysis
Molecular function (GO): metalloendopeptidase activity
Source: RefSeq, a predicted model, not a curated record
GUUGUCUUGCUGCAGUCUAUGCCAAGUGGUUUGGUGUUGCUCUUUCAUGAGUGAGAUUGUUCUUCUAGAUUGGCAAACAUAUGGCAUUCCCUUUGUUGCGGCGGGCAGUGUUGCCUCAAGAGGUCUUGUUAGUUUGCUUAAUUUUUCUUCCGUACUUGACGAAUGGCGGCAAAUUGUCUCGAGUUCUAGGUGUUGUUUACCCGCGUCUCCUUGAAAGCCGCAGUGAGGAUGGAAACAAGGUCAUCAGAAUAGCUGAAGACAUUACGCUGAACCUGCAGAAAAGCUCUUUAUUAGGAAAGGAGUUUUUGCUAAGGGCGUACCAAGGCGAUAUUAUGGAACAUAACUACCUGGACGGCCAAAUGCUCGAAGAAAAUCUUUAUCACGAUUCUCGGGCACUUGCGUCUGUGAUUGUAUCGGACGACGAUGGGUUGAAAGUGGAAGGUAUUAUCAGCCCGCAACAAGGCAUAAAGCCUUUGUCUUCACGAGAAGGAAUGAGACCAGGGAAUAAUCCUCACGUUCUAUUCGCCCUUGCCCCCGAAACAUAUCAACACGACACAAACACAUCCAGCCGACCUGUGAGUUCUUACAUAUCCCAGCGAAAUUCUGUACCACAAGGUCCGCUGCUCAACGUGACUUUAGAACUGAUCAUUAUUGUUGACAGUUACUUCCGGAAGCAGUUUUCUACCAAAGAUGAAAUGCUGCAAUAUCUGAUAAUUUCACUGAACUCUGUAAACUUACGGUAUCUCACAGUAUCUGACCCAGAAGUCGAAAUUAAGCUUCUUGCAGUGGAAGUUUGUAAUCACAAGCUGGAAGAAGAGUUCCUCGUACGAAGUGGAAAAAACCGCGUAGACGGGCUUGAUACGCUCCUGAAAUUACGACGGUACGUCAAAUGGAACCAGAAAAAGUACCAAGAAUAUGACGCUGUAUACCUAAUAACAGGGCUUGACAUGGGCUUCCUUGGAAGUAGGGGCUGGGAAUCGGGACAGUUAGGGAUUGCAUUUAUUGGAAGUGUCUGUGCGACAGACAAGGUGGGUAUGGGUGAAGACAAGGCAAGAACGUUCGCUGGCAUUAGGGUAAUGGCUCACGAACUGGGACACAUACUUGGUUGCCCGCACGAUGGAUAUCAAUACACUGGCUAUUCAUCCAAGGCGUGCCCAUGGUAUGAUGGCUUCAUGAUGACCUACCUUUCGAAUAGCAGCAACAGCAUGAAAUUUUCCAAGUGCUGCAACGCUGCGAUGACACGUCUCGCCCGGUCAGGCCAGGGGUGGUGCCUCACAGAAACGAAUGCUCAGCGCAGAAUAAAGAAAUUGUUUUACACAAGUGAGCUACCCGGAAAAGUGUUAAACAGGAAUGAAGUCUGCAAGCUGGCUUUUCCAGAUGUUGAAGGCAUCCGCUUUGCAACGGAUGACGGCAUGGCAAGAUGCUACGCUAGAUGCUAUGCGCCGGGCCUGAACAAAACUCUCCGAACACUUCUUCCCGACCAUUCCCGAUGUAACGAAACAAGCGUUGAAGGAAUAGAAUCCCGUCAUAAAGUUUGCAUCAACGGCGGCUGCAGAACUAUGCGAGACAGGUACCCAGUAGAACCAGUUAAGUAGCUUCGUGAA